AUGCUCUAUGGCGUGAUCUCUUACAAAAUCAAGAAUGUGUGGUACCUUGGCGAAGCAUUGCCUGCUGUGGUCGUAGGAAUCGUCCUUGGCCCCAUCGCCUCCAAGUUCAUCGACUCGACGCGCUGGGGCUCUGCGGAACCUGGCCAGCAGAACGCCAUCACUCUGGGAGUAUGCCGCCUGGUGAUCGGGGUCCAGCUGGUCAUUGCCGGGUUCCAACUUCCCGCGAAGUACCAGUUGACGCGAUGGAAGGAGAUGGCCAUUUGCCUGCUUCCGGUCAUGACCAUCAUGUGGCUAUGCACGACGGCCUGCGUCCUGGCGACGAUUCCGAAGCUGACGCUGCUGGCCGCCCUCGUCAUCGGCUCCUGCGUCACCUGCACCGACCCCAUCCUGUCGCAGGCCAUCGCCAAGGGCCCCUUCGCGGACAAGUACGUCGCCCGCCACCUGCGGGAGAUCAUCUCGUCCGAGGCCGGCGCCAACGACGGCUUCGGCUUCCCCUUCCUCAUGCUGGCGACGUAUCUGAUCCGCCACGCCGACAUUCCCGGCGCAGGGACCCACAGUGCCGCAGAGUCGGGAUCCCACGGGGUCGGUAGGCUGGGCGGUGGCGUCGGCAAGGCGCUCGAGCAGUGGGUGGUGGAGACGUGGUUGUACAUUGUGCUCAUGAGCGCCGUUUACGGUGUCGUCGUCGGGUAUGGGAGCUGCAAAGCUCUGAAGUUUGCUCUGAAGAAGAAGUGGAUCGACAACGAAAGCUACCUGCUGUUCCCCGCUGCUAUUGGCCUCUUCACCGUCGGCACCUGCGGCGCUCUGGGGACGGACGACCUCCUCGCCUGCUUCUUCGCCGGUAACGCGCUGAACUGGGACGGCGGCUAUCUAGAAGAGACGGAAGCGCGCCACGACGAGGUCAACUCGAGCAUCGACGUGCUGCUCAACUUCGGCGGCUUCAUGUACAUCGGGGCGGUGCUGCCGUGGGGCGAGUUCCACCAGCCCGACGUCACGGGCAUCACGUACGGCCGCCUGUUCGGGCUCGGCUUCCUCGUCAUGGUCUUCCGCCGCAUCCCGGCCAUCUUGAUGGCGUACAGGUUCAUGCCGAACGUGUGCAAAAACGUCAAGGAGGCACUGUUCAUGGGGUACUUCGGGCCCAUCGGCAUCGGCGCAGUCUUCUACCUCGAACACACGCGCCACCUCUUCCCCGAGCUCGACGCCGCCGACGCCGAAGAAUCCGACCUCCUCCGCGCCCUCGGCCCCACCGUCUACUUCCUCGUCCUCUUCUCCAUCAUCUUCCACGGGCUCUCGAUCCCAGCCCUGGACGCGCUGUACAAGCUUCGCGGCGUCCCACCGCUUAUCGACGCCGAGUCCGGCCCCGUCGAAGUCCGCCCGCUCUCACUGCAUGCUGCGAAGCCGAAGAACAGCGCCUACGUCGCGAAGCGCGGGUCGGUGGUGGUGUACAACCGGUUCUCGCGCGGGGUGGGGAGGGAUUUCGAUGAUGGUGACAUGUACCCGUUGCAUGAGCGUGAUGCGGUUAAAUUGAGGGAAAUGGUCUAA
Molecule: messenger RNA, 1539 nt
Organism: Lasiodiplodia theobromae
Lineage: Eukaryota; Fungi; Ascomycota; Dothideomycetes; Botryosphaeriales; Botryosphaeriaceae
Product: Cation/H+ exchanger
Exons: 8
Coding region: 1-1539 (512 amino acids)
Biological process (GO): regulation of membrane potential; sodium ion export across plasma membrane; proton export across plasma membrane
Cellular component (GO): plasma membrane
Molecular function (GO): sodium:proton antiporter activity
Source: RefSeq, a predicted model, not a curated record